Fomitiporia mediterranea MF3/22 is the source of this 1679-nucleotide messenger RNA. Its product is annotated as general substrate transporter. NCBI's taxonomy places the organism in Eukaryota, Fungi, Basidiomycota, Agaricomycetes, Hymenochaetales, Hymenochaetaceae. The transcript is spliced from 14 exons. Bases 1 to 1614 code for a protein of 537 amino acids. Gene Ontology annotation, molecular function: carbohydrate:proton symporter activity. The record is from RefSeq and is a predicted model, not a curated record. Gene Ontology annotation, cellular component: membrane. Gene Ontology annotation, biological process: carbohydrate transport; transmembrane transport.
AUGUCUAGUCGCGUCGCGAUGACGGUUACGCAGUUCUUCCAACGGAUGAACAGCUAUUCUUAUGCGUAUGGCCCAGGUGGUGUGACAGGUCUGCGAAAGAACCCAUACACAUUAGCAAGUGCCGUGUUAGCGUCCUUUGGUGGUCUAUUGUUUGGUUACGACCAAGGUGUCAUCGCAAAUGUGCUAGUGAUGAGGGAUUUUAGACAAAGAUGGGCAAUGACGGACUGGCAGGAAGGUUUCAUGACCGCUAUGCUUGAGAUGGGUGCUCUGAUAGGCGCUUUACUAGCUGGUGUCCUUGCAGACCGUUAUUCCCGCAGACUUUCAAUCCUUUCUGCUUGUGUUGUGUGUGGUAUUGGAAGCACGUUUCAAUGCGCUGCUCAAAGCGUGCAACAUUUAAUUAUUGGAAGGACAAUAGGAGGGCUAGGCAUCGGAUCAUUGAGUAUGCUUGCUCCAUUGUACAUGGCAGAGAUAAGCCCGCCAGAGGUACGAGGUUCUCUCAUGGCGCUUGAGCAAUUUGCCAUUGUUCUUGGGGUAGUCUUUGGAUUUUGGAUGGGUUUCGUUACACGUGAAUUGACUGGUGCAAUUUCUUGGAGACUGCCCCUUGCCAUUCAACUAAUUCCGGCUCUUUAUCUUGCAAUUGGAUGCAUCUUCCUUCUACCAUCUCCUCGGCUUCUGAUCAUCCAAGGCAAGGAUGAAGAGGCAUUAAAGACACUUGCUAAGCUCAGACUUCGAACUCUGGGGGAAGGACUGAAUCUGUUGAAACUCGAAUUUUUAGAGAUGAAAGUCGAAGCUGAGUUUAUCAAACGCGCUACGGCUUCUGCUGUUGGCAAGAGCCCUAUCAAUACCGAAAUACAUGGCUGGAUGCGACUCUUCUCCCCUAAGUAUGUCGAUCGAACAAUGGUCGGUGUAAUCGUAAUGUUUUUCCAACAAUGGAGCGGAAUUAAUGCUCUGAUUUAUUAUGGUCCUCUUUUAAUGGCGCGAAUUGGUCUCGAUGGUGAUACUGCUGAACUUAUCGGGAGUGGCGGCGUUGGAAUCGUGCAAUUCCUCGCCGUUGUACCAGCGAUAAUGUAUAUAGACCGCCUUGGUAGGAAGUUGUUGCUUCAAUGGGGAGGUCUUGUUAUGGGAGCAGCACACCUUUGUAUUGCAUUGCUGGUUUAUCAUUACCAUUCUAGCUGGGCAUCGCAUCACUUUGCCGCAUGGGCAGCUGUGGGAUGUGUGUACCUCUUUACUGCAGCAUACGGCUUCAGCAUUGGACCUAUCGCGUGGAUCUUACCUUCUGAGGUUUUACCACUUUCUAUAAGGAGUCGGGGCACCGCCGUCGCGACAGCGUCGAAUUGGGUGAAUAACUUCAUCAUCGGACUCGUUACACCUCCCCUUUUAUCUUUCUCACCUACCGCUACGUUUGCUGUGUUCUCCAUCGCAUGCUUUGGCGCGGCCUUGUGGUCGCGGAUGUACGUACCCGAGACCGCGGGUGUAUCGCUAGAGGAAAUCGACCAGCUCUUCAAGUCUGAGGCGGGGCGGGAAGAUGCGGAGUUGAGACAAGAGAUUGCGAGGGAAGUCGGGCUGGAGGCCUUGAUCCAGGAGUUAUCUGCUGAUAACAAUGGUGACAAUUAAGCAGGUGGACUACAUAUACUAAUAUCGUACCAUAUUCUCAUAUAAUCCAAGUACCUUCUAAACUU